Messenger RNA from Siniperca chuatsi (mandarin fish), 5733 nucleotides. It is a transcript of the gene klf5a, whose product is annotated as Kruppel-like factor 5a. Gene Ontology annotation, molecular function: DNA-binding transcription factor activity, RNA polymerase II-specific; RNA polymerase II cis-regulatory region sequence-specific DNA binding. Lineage: Eukaryota; Metazoa; Chordata; Actinopteri; Centrarchiformes; Sinipercidae. The transcript is spliced from 4 exons. Gene Ontology annotation, biological process: regulation of transcription by RNA polymerase II. Bases 722 to 2080 code for a protein of 452 amino acids. The record is from RefSeq and is a predicted model, not a curated record.
UUGCCUCCAAAUUUCAAUCGGCCUAUUGCGUGAUGUUAAUCAUCGCUGUGUUUUGCACUAUUUGCGGUAAUAAGCGAGCAGGCUGCGACCAGCUGGACGUGAAGCCGAGCCGCUCCGCCUGCAAACGCAUUCAUCGCAUGUUUUCUGUGCCAGCCAGUUGGUCACCAGUUGUUGGUCUCUUCUUGGCGUCCCCUCUCACCAUCAUACCACGCUGACAACAACUGACUCCAGCUUCGGACAGGAAGGUCCCGGCAACUCUGUCCCCCAGUUACCAGGAAACUUGUGCAGCAGAGGAGAGAGUUGUGUAACAGCUGGUGGGAUCAGGAGCCUAGAAAUAGCAGCCCAUCCCCAGUCUACCGCUGCUGCUGCUGCUACUGCUGCAGCAGCGGACAGGGAGGCAUGGGUGUUUCCCCAUUCCCUUUCAUGUUGCUGUUUCAUCUUCUGCUGCAGGGCUCUUCUAACUUUUAUAUCAGUCAGUUCCUUCAGAUUCACAGGAAUUAGACCACAAAGCACAAUAUGAACGCGGCAUUGUUUGGCAUGAAGUUGUUCACCUGUGAUGCCAGUUUGAUCAGUGAUAGGCUGCUUCUUUAUUCUGUUAUCGUAACUGCAUGUAUGCAGAUUUUCUAAUGUUUUAUAUGAGAGGUAUUAGAUCUGAUUCUUUGUUUCCACCAGAGCAUGGCCUGAUCCUCAACUGUUGGCCUCACAGCUGGCAAAGUGUGAGAUGGACAGGUAUCUCUCCCCUCAGUCUCUUCCCCUUCAACCUCCUGCAGACAGCCAGCAGAAGAGAGACAAUGCGUCUGCGGUGGAUCUCUUCUUCACUGACGAUCACACUGGGGCUCCCUACACCCUCAACAUGAAUCUUUACCUCCCUGACGCCGCCUACCUGAGGAUGGGCUUGUGUCAGCAGGCGCGGCCCCCUCAGCACCAGAACCACACAGGUCUCACCCAAAUCAAAACAGAAUCUGCCUCCCCGUGUUUCUCCCCCAACCUACAGCUGCACUGCCCCAACACUACGUCCAUUAGUAGCUGCAGCACUUCUGUGCAUGGCCCCGGCAGUAUUGCCAUGGAAGCCUCAGCCAUAAACAUGACGUUAACGGGGUUGCCAGACUUCACCAGUGUUUUCAACCAGUCUGGAGGCAGCCGUGGUGGAGAUUCAGUGCCAGGAGUGUUUGUCAAACAGGAAAUGUCAUCACAGUUCGAGCAGCAGGCUCUCCACCACCAUGAGAACAACGGCUCGCUGUUUCAGCUACUAAACUCCGGCUUGGACCAUCACCAUGGCAAUGGUAUGGAGGCUCAGCAUCAGCAUCAUCAUCAUCAGCAGCAGCAGCAGAUACAACACACUUCCACUUCUACAAUCCACGCGCCUUUCCAUGAUUUGCCGGUAGCUUCUUCUGCAUCUCAACAAAAGCAGACUGCCAAGCCUGCCUACUGCGGCCUGGUUGGCGGGGCAUACACACAUCCUCAUGCUCAGGCGCAUCCCCAUUUCCUCCAGCAGCAGGUGCCCUACCUGCCGCCCUCUCCGCCGAGCUCGGAGCCCGGCAGCCCUGACAGGCAGAAGGAGCUGCUCCACACCAUGUCCCCUCCUCCUUCUUAUGCAGCCACCAUCGCCUCCAAGUUGGCAGGUAGCACCCCUGGACUGGGACCCGGCCCGGGACCAGGCAGCUUAGCCCUCCCCCUCACUACAGGUCCCACGCCGGUCCCAGGCCAAGCCACAGGCCUUCCCCAAGCCCCUGCAACAACCCCAGCCCCAACCCCAGCUCAGACCACCGUGCCUGCCCGCUACAACCGGAGGAACAACCCAGACUUGGAGAAACGACGGAUCCACCACUGUGAUUACCCAGGCUGCAAGAAGGUCUACACCAAGUCGUCCCAUCUGAAAGCCCACCUCAGGACUCACACGGGUGAGAAGCCGUACAGGUGUACGUGGGACAGCUGUGACUGGCGUUUUGCUCGUUCGGAUGAGCUGACACGUCAUUUCCGGAAGCACACGGGCGCCAAACCCUUCCAGUGUGCCGUCUGCUCGCGCUCCUUUUCCCGAUCCGACCACCUCGCCCUGCACAUGAAGAGACACCAGAACUAGCAGCACUUGCACACACACACGCUACAAAUACACAAGCACUAUCUUUGACACACAUAAAACGCUCACUCCAUCUCCCAAAAGUACAAUGUUACAAGCUGCCUGAUGCAGAGGGACUUGACACCACAGCUCCUCCUGGUGCUGCUAUCGUGUGCUAAAACCGUAUGAUAGCCUAACAAAUGUAUUGCUCUUAAACCCAGGGGACAGUUUGGAGGUUGUAAAGUAGUAAGAUAAUGGCCAGAUGAAGUUCCUGGUCCCUUAACCUUCAGAUAUACUUGGUAUAGAUUUCUGUGGACAAAUACAAAGAAGAAAAAUAAUAACAAAAAGAAAAUGGUAGCUCAAAAAAGUGUCUCCAGUCAAUUUGGACUCUUUUGUGUGACUGGAAUGAAAGCACUUACCACUCAAAACAUGUACAUGUUUUGUCUCUGUUCUAACAUAGAGCUGGCUUCAUAAUUGUUUUUUUUGUAAAGGAGAAGGUUUUGUUAGCAAAACUAGUCAAGCCAAAUCUUUGUUUACUCCUUGGUUUGUUUAUAUAACUGGAAUGUCCAGAUUUUAUUUUAUUUUUUUAAACCAAAUCCUUCGGUUUGCACUAGAAUUAGUAAUCUAAGUCGAAGCCUUUUUGGCCCAUGCAUCUCAAUCACCACCGGAACGAUCAUUAUCACUACUUGACUGAAUCUCUGUGAAUGCCUCACAAAUCAUUGCUGUUGAGAUAUUAAAAAUUGAAGGCAUUUAUACUCUGGAGAGAGGGAAGAUAGUGCAGGAAAAAACAAGGGAGGGGUGGAGAUGGAGAGAGAGAAAGAUUUUAGAGAGAGGAGAUCUGAGGACGACUGAGAAACAGAGGGAGGUGGAUGGUUGCUAAAGAGCAAGAGCAAUUAGGUGAUGAAUUAUUCAUGUUGUCAUUCGAUGGAUUUCCAAUCAGAGAAAAGUAUCAGAACCCUUCGACAUAACCUAAAAUUCAUUCAGUUAAAACAGAAUUGACUGUAUUUGAUGCACAAGCUUGAAUUAAGGGUCUUCAAAAUACAGUUACUGUACAUCGAUCUCAUCCAGCGUUUUACUUUCAAAUGUUUUAACCAAAGUAUCAUCUUCAUUAACACCUUAUGAAGUGCCUCCUCCUCUGGUUUAUGUGUGUUUGUUCAGUGGUAGCAGAGCUGUGAUCAAUAUAGACAGUCUUUUUAAACACACAUGGUGCUGUUUUUAUUUCUUAAUCUAAUGAAUAUCUAGACUCAGCUUGGGGAAAAAAAUAGUACAUUUCUUUUAAAAUACAAGGUUACCCAUCAUUCAUUGUAAUUUAACAGCUGGGCUCAGGCCACUUCACUGACAUCCUGACAUAAUGUGGAACAUUUUUGUUAAAGUUGCAGUCCUUUCUCUGAAGGUUCUCACUCUCUGACUCUGUACACAACUAACUUGCAAUUCGGCUCUAUCAGUCAAUCGAACAUGGGCACACGUUUUGUUAAAGGAUAGGUUCAUAUUUUUUCAAGUCUUUCUUAAAACAAUACUCACAUGCCCAUAUGUACAUUGCAAGAGUUAUUGGUCACCACAAGUGUUCCUCUUGUCCAUACCAGCCACAAAGAGAUCAUUUUCUGUGUAGUUCAAUUGAAGAUAAUGUGGUAUAGGCAUCUUUCAAAGUUAGUCUUAUCAGUGCAAAAUUCCCUCUUUGUGCUUCAGCAGAGGGUGUUUCCUUGUUGAGCUGUGGUGAGGAUUAACACAAAGUUGUGUUGUGUCGUUCGCGAACGUUUCAUUCACAAGAACAAAUCUUUUGAGUGAACGAACUAAACUGAAUCACUUUCUGAAGUGAUUUGUUCUCUCAGUCAGUUGCGAGCGAACCUGCAGGGAUACACUCGCUCACUGAGUGAGUGAUUCAAGUCAUUCGUUCGCAGGAGGAAUGGGGUGUGUUCAAGACAGCAAACACACAGCCGAUUCAGGUUGCUAACAUUUAGCUGCAGUGAUUCAACAACAUUGGUCUUGGACUGCAAUCCAGAUAUAUGACGUUAUCUAGAUUGAUAUUAUAUGCAUAGGCUAACAUUUAACAUUACUGUGAGAAGUGCUGAGCGCUCGCGCGCACACACACUCGUGUGUCACGACGUUACUGUUUUGAAAAGAGGACAAUUAUAAGGAUUUAUACAAUUAGAUUUUCUGUCUGGUACCUUCAGUGUGGUUGCAUUGUUGUGUUGCUUGCCUGAGACCAAGUUGUGACACAAUAUGAAAGAUGGGAUAGUAUCAUAGAGUGGAUAAACAAAAUUGCUGCAUCUCUACUUAAUUAGAUUUCGAUUACAUUUAGGUUACGUUUGACAUUUUUUUUCUUUUUUUUUUUAUCUGACCACCUUUAGUAGUUCACAAUGCAUGGUGAAACCUUCAACUUGAAAAAACAGGGGGCUGAGCCUGAGACUGUCUCAGAUCCUUUCAUUGCGAGGGAACGGUGCAUGUUUAGUGAUUCGUUCACUGAACGUACACAGUGACCGUGAGCCCUGAGUGAUAGACAGUCACUGAGUCAAUCAAGCCCGCACCUCUCCCUUUACAUCCCUCUCAUGUCUUGAAGUCUCGAUGUAGGAAGUAGUACCAAAUAGUUAAUUUAAUAAUUAGGUGUUGCGAAAUUAUACGUGCUGUACAUAAUAGGGUAGGGUACUUUGUUAUAGCAGCUUUCAGUUUCACGUUACUUUAAUCCAACUAAAUUCUCAGCUCACUGACUUAUCUUUCACGAACGACCGUUCUUAGUUCACUAGUUACUUAACGAGCUAAACUGAACGUUCAGCCGUUAUUCAGUUCAGUGAGUGGGAGUACGUGGUCGGAGCUCCGGUCAAGCACUGAGCGAUUUGGGGAACGAAACUUUUGAACUUAUCUUUUUAAUAAACUGAUUCUAUUGAUUCAGUACACUGAAAAUAACUUGUUUUGCCCAACACUAACACAAAGAGGGAAUUUCUAACUAAAAAGACAGAAACUUUGGAAGAUUUGAUUUUAUUAUUAGCUCAUAGUAACUUUGGUUUAACUUUAGAAUUCAUUUUUCCGCAGAACAAGGAUUUUGUCCUCUGUCACUUGCAUUGAAAUCACUCUGGAAAGGGAUCUCAUCACAGUCAGUAUGCACAAGAGGAACACUUGUAUCAAUCAAAAACUUUUUUAAUGUACAUAUACACACGAGAGUGCCAGAAAAUAUGAACCUAUACUUUUAAUAUACACUUGAAUGUCCAUUUUGGCGGUGUGAUUUAGCCUGCGCCUAUAACUGUAUUUGUUCAUUCACUGCAGGUAGCAUAAAGAUAAUAUAGCACUGUAAUGUAUCAUGGUAAAUCUGACUAUUUAUUUGAUUGUGUAGAAGUGGGGGUUGUAUCACAUCAACCGUCUUUCUCCCCAGCAAAAAUGCCUUAAUGUAAAUAUAUGCACUGUAAAUAACUAUUGAUUUUUUUUGUUUUUUCCCUCUUUUGUUAUUGUUUUGUAAACAAAAGGGCAAAAAGAGGAAAUGCCCUGCAUCCAAAAACAUUUGAGCCUGUUUUUCCUUUGGUUUUGUUUUCUUGUCAAAUAUAUUUUGAUGCCAUUGUUUUAUAUAUUGUCCUUCCAACAACUUAUUUUGUAGAUUUGUUUUCUUCCUAGAUAAACGUUCCAAAGACAAAAGUUGCUUUUCUUCAACUGAGUGAAGCCGAUCCUAAUAAAGUCAACUGACACUUUUA